Molecule: messenger RNA, 235 nt
Organism: Acaulospora morrowiae
Lineage: Eukaryota; Fungi; Glomeromycota; Glomeromycetes; Diversisporales; Acaulosporaceae
Source: the annotation of a GenBank genome assembly
AGAAUCUUAGACAUCCUAUAAAUGAAGGGGAACUCAUGAUUCACUUUGUUGCCCCUGCUUUUAGAGUGAGCAUUAAUCAAAAUCAGAAGAAGUUUCGAAAACUAUGGUGUGAGCAACAAUUAGUAGCUAGUCAAGAAAGACGUAGAGUUGACCAAGAUCCUAAUGAUGAUCGUGCCCGUAUGGGCCAGAAAAACGGAUUUAAUCAUUACUCUGCCAACAGGACCGGUUUUAGAAG